AUUCGAAUUCAUCCAUCUUUAUAGUUCAUUGCUCUUCAUUGAAUAACCGGGGAUAAUUUUCGCCGAUUGGGGUAAAAAACGAGUCGUCCAUGUCUAGAUUAAUGACCCAGCACAAUUGUUAAAAACAGUGAUCGGUAUUUUUCGGAUUUUAAAGUCAUUUCCUGGGGAUUAUUGAUUGCUGCGAAAAAAGAGCCGUCGACGAGUUGCAUUUGGUCGUCCUGGUUCAAGCGAAUUUUCCAGAAUCAUAAUGUACAGUCGUGAUAAUCGGGACCAAGGAAGAAGCCGUCGAGGUGGCCGAGGUGGUCGUGGCAGUCGAGGUGGAGGAAACGAUGGAGGUCGUGGAAGUAGCAACGGACGAUUUAAUAGUCGAGGAGGUGGUGGCGGCGGCAUGGGUGGGAAUUCCAAUCGCGGUAAUUUUAAAUCUAAAAAUCCUGGGGGCACUCUAAGAAAAUUGAAUUGGGACUUGCGCUCGUUACAACCUCUGAGAAAAGACUUUUAUGUCGAGCAUCCUUCUAUUCGAAACAGGUCGAAAGAGGAAGUCUUCUCGUUUCGCGAAGAAGCUCAAGUUGUCGUGAAGGGGGACAAUGUACCCAACCCGAUUCAGCGUUUCGAGGAGGGUAAUUUUCCACCAUAUGUGAUGGAAGCCAUCCGAAGACAAGGUUUUGACAAACCAACACCUAUUCAAGCACAAGGCUGGCCGAUUGCUCUCAGUGGAAGAGACCUUGUCGCUAUUGCUCAGACUGGAUCUGGCAAGACACUUGGAGUUGAGAUGUCUGAAAAAAGCCUGGAAUUAUGCACCUACUUAGUUCUUGACGAAGCGGACCGAAUGUUGGACAUGGGAUUCGAGCCCCAGAUUCGCAAAAUCAUCGAGCAAAUACGACCCGACCGACAGGUUUUAAUGUGGUCAGCAACCUGGCCGAAGGAGGUGCGAGCCCUCGCCGAAGACUUCCUCACGGAUUACAUGCACCUGAAUAUCGGUUCUCUCACCCUCUCCGCCAAUCACAACAUUGUCCAGAUAGUCGAUGUCUGUCAGGAAUUUGAGAAAGACAACAAGUUGAUUCGACUUUUGCAAGAAAUCAGCACGGAGAAGGAGAACAAGACUAUUAUAUUUGUGGAGACGAAGCGAAAAGUGGACGAUAUAACGCGAACAAUCAGACGCGACGGAUGGCAAGCGCUCAGCAUUCAUGGUGACAAGACCCAGCAGGAGAGAGAUCAUGUCCUCCAGGAAUUUCGAAGCGGUCGCGCCUCCAUUCUCGUGGCCACCGAUGUCGCCGCAAGAGGAUUGGAUGUGGACGAUGUUAAAUAUGUGAUAAAUUUUGAUUAUCCGUCGUCAUCGGAGGACUACAUACAUCGCAUCGGUAGAACUGGACGCAGUCAUCAAACGGGAACGGCUUACGCAUUUUUUACAACCCAGAAUAUGAAACAUGCGGGUGAUCUGAUUGAAGUUUUGCGAGAGGCAGGACAGAGUAUUAAUCCACGACUUAACGAAAUGGCUGAAAUGGCGAAAUCGGGAAAUUUUGGUGGCAGAGGCGGUGGUAAGCGUUUCGGCGGAAAUUCCUCGGACAGACGUGGAGGAUACGAGGGACGAGGAGGAAGAGGCGGUGGAUCAAGAGGAGGCGGUGGAUCAAGAGGACGAGGAGGUAGCCGAGGUAGUAAUAAUUCCUAUCAAUCCGGCGGAUCCACAGGUUACUCGGGAUCGGAUUAUAAUAGUGGUGGCUACAAACCAGCCACUUCAAAUACAGGGUAUGGUGGCGGCGGUGGCGGCGGCGCCGGGGGCGGUUACAAUUCCCAAAAAAGUUACGGUCAGAGUAACGACAAUUACGGAAAUAAUUAUCAGUACAGAAAUAAUACAUCAUCCUACUGAAGAUAAUGAGCGAUUUUUUCACGUGAAUGAUUUUUCUUACACAAGGAAAUAAAAAGAAAAAAAAAGAAGGUGACUUUUUAGCACUCUAUUCAUUCAAUCUCGUCCUAUUAUAAUAGACUGUAAAUGCGCAACGGAUUUUUCUCAAGCAUAAUCGCGUAAUUAGCCGCCUUUUCUUAUUAUUAGCUUUACCAAAUUUUUAUAUCGAUUGCUGCAGUUUAAUCGAGAAGAGCCUUGUUUCGAAUGAUUUUCGAAAUCCGGAAUGGAGCCAAUUUUAAAUUGGUUUCAAUAAUUUAAGUGGUAUAUUUUCAACAAAAAAAAAAAAAUAAUAAUAAUAAAAAAAAAGGUUAGGUAGGUUAAUAUAUAGGAAUGCAAGUAAAGUUUUGAAAACUUUUCGUAGGACUUUUUUUACGCGUUGAUAACCAUCUUAUUUGUACGAUUGCGCUUGGAAAAUUUCUUUGUGAUCUCUGAAUUUGUUCGACGUGUAGUAAACUGCGACGUAGUGCUGCUGCACCAAAACUAAUUAUUUAUGAAAUUCCAGUAUUAUUAUUAAUAAUGCGUUAUAUGUGAAGCAUAUAUAGCAGUGUGAUUUCAUACCAAAUUCCCGUGCGCAUAUUAUAGUUAGCCUUCUCUGCACACCAAUGUUUGACAUUGAUUAUAUUUGUUAUUACGAUAUUAUUAGUAGUGUAUUUUUUUUUGUUUGUUUGUUUCGCGAAAUGUAUUGAAACGGUAGGCGAUCAAUCGAUCAAUGAUGCAUCGAUCGAGUGUGAUUUGAUUUAAAUGAACGCAUUUUGAAGCAACUUUAAACUUUAAUUGUUAGGAAUACUUUCUGUGAUCUACAUUAAGAAAUAAAGUUGACUUUCCAAAACGUUUAAA
Molecule: messenger RNA, 2737 nt
Organism: Belonocnema kinseyi
Lineage: Eukaryota; Metazoa; Arthropoda; Insecta; Hymenoptera; Cynipidae
Product: ATP-dependent RNA helicase dbp2-like
Exons: 7
Coding region: 248-1864 (538 amino acids)
Cellular component (GO): ribonucleoprotein complex; cytoplasm; nucleus
Molecular function (GO): ATP binding; RNA helicase activity; RNA binding
Source: RefSeq, a predicted model, not a curated record